Molecule: messenger RNA, 1249 nt
Organism: Malus domestica (apple)
Lineage: Eukaryota; Viridiplantae; Streptophyta; Magnoliopsida; Rosales; Rosaceae
Biological process (GO): lipid metabolic process
Cellular component (GO): membrane
Molecular function (GO): oxidoreductase activity, acting on the CH-CH group of donors
Source: RefSeq, a predicted model, not a curated record
UCUCUUUCAGACUUUUUGAGAGAGAGAGGCAGGGAGCAAUGGUGUUAAAACUGCAGCCAGAGACUUUUUCCUGUUGUUUUGAAUUUUCGAAGAGCUUCCUUUCCACUUUUUGAUAUCUCAGCAGCUGCAAGCAAAGCAUAGAGCUUUUUAUUCAGGAGCAAAAACCCAGAACAAUUUCCAUGGGAAGAGUCUUGGAUUCCAAUUUCUUAGCUUUCACUGCCAUUGUCACUGUGGGGUAUCAGUUGUUGUUCUUCAUAGUCACUGCUCUUCUCAAGUUCGACAAAGUCACUGACUUUGCUGGAAGUACCAAUUUUGUUAUCCUUGCUAUUCUGACUUUGGUUGUCAAAGGUUCAUGGCAUUUUAGACAGGUAGUGUUGAGUUUGCUUGUGAUAAUAUGGGGUCUUCGCCUCGGGUUUUUUCUACUGAUGAGGAUUUUGCAAUGGGGAGAGGAUCGGCGUUUUGAUGAAAUACGUGGUAAUCUAGGGAAGUUAGCAGUUUUCUGGAUAUUUCAGGCUAUGUGGGUAUGGACUGUGAGUUUACCUGUAACAGUUGCUAAUGCAAGCAACAGAACGCCAUUGAUCCAAGCUGCAGACAUAAUUGGAUGGAUUAUGUGGUUUGUCGGUUUUUCAGUUGAAGCUGCAGCUGAUCAGCAAAAGUUAACUUUCAAAAGUUCUCCACAAAAUAGAGGAAAAUGGUGCAAUGUCGGACUAUGGAAAUACACUCGUCAUCCAAACUAUUUUGGUGAGAUAUUCCUUUGGUGGGGAGUAUUUGUGGCAUCCACACCCGUAUUGGAAGGUGCAGAGUGGCUGGUGAUUCUUGGACCAAUCUUUCUCACGUUGUUGCUUCUUUUCAUCAGUGGCAUCCCGUUGCUUGAGAAAUCUGCAGAUAAGAAGUUUGGAAACGUAGACGAAUAUAGGCUGUAUAAAAGAUCGACUAGCCCUCUGAUACCGCUACCUCCAGUUAUAUACAAGAACUUGCCGUUGUGGUUCAAAACAACUUUUCUCUUUGAGUUUCCUCUCUACAGCCGUAAUCUUCCUCGAGAAAAGCCAAACUGGUUUAUGUUUUGACAUGCCGAACUGUUUGUUCAAACUUGUAAGACGUUGCCAUCUGUGGAAGGUGUAGAACAAGCCGGGUAGAACGAAGAAGCGACGGAUUGAAGAUCGGCUAGCUUCCGAUUCUUUUGUAAUACUUCGAAUUGUAACGAUUGUAUGCAUUUAUUCUACAGUUGAAUGAAAUGUGGACUUGUUUC